AGCUGAAUCAGCGCAAGAAGCAGGCCACUGAGGCAUCACACCGGAUUCACGAGUUAGAGGCAGAGGUGGCUCAACUUAACAGUCGUCUCCUCUCUGAGAACUCCCCAUCGCCGCCUCCUACCUCUCAUGGCAGUGGCGACGGACCUUCUCUCAAGCGCAGUUCCUCGCUCACUCGUCGGUCGGAGCAGGCGAGCAACGCAGAGCAAGGUGCGGCGCGAAUUCGUUCACAGAGUUGUUCUAAUCUUCGUCAUUUUGCCGACGGCAAUUACGCGGGCGUGUCCGGAACGGAGUUGCCCAUUGCCGCCGCUGCCACCGCUGGUGCCAUGGCGGCUAAACCACCAGAUUGGUCAGCUGCGAUUGAUGAUUUGGAAGUCAAAGAGGAUGGCACCGAUAACAAGGAAAUCCGCGUAAAUAAUCGUCAUACAGAGUUGACUGGGGCCAAUUCAGUUCGCUUCACGCGACGCGAGAUGGCACGAGUAGUGGUGGAACGCAAUUACUAUAAACGCAAGUACCUCGAACUGCAGGAGACUGUGCAGUAUGCAGCAGCUCUGAAUAAUGCACAGCAGCCGAGAGAACGUUCCCCAUCGCGCGGUUCGCCGCUCUCC
Messenger RNA from Dibothriocephalus latus, 605 nucleotides. The record is from the annotation of a GenBank genome assembly. Lineage: Eukaryota; Metazoa; Platyhelminthes; Cestoda; Diphyllobothriidea; Diphyllobothriidae.